Messenger RNA from Trichosurus vulpecula (common brushtail), 5439 nucleotides. It is a transcript of the gene ADNP, whose product is annotated as activity dependent neuroprotector homeobox. The transcript has 4 exons. Bases 698 to 4042 code for a protein of 1114 amino acids. Gene Ontology annotation, biological process: regulation of gene expression. Gene Ontology annotation, cellular component: nucleus. Gene Ontology annotation, molecular function: DNA binding. Lineage: Eukaryota; Metazoa; Chordata; Mammalia; Diprotodontia; Phalangeridae. The record is from RefSeq and is a predicted model, not a curated record.
GGCCAGGGCAGGUUCGGGAACUCGCUCCGAGGCGCCUGUAUUGUCUGCUGAGGGGAGACGCGGGAUCAGGCCCCCCCUCCCCCGCCUGCCCACCGCCGCCUCCGCCAGCCCGGUCCCCCCAGCCGCCCGCCUGGAUCCAUGAGCUGAACUCACGCACCCCCCACCCCCCUCCCCGGCCGCCGCCAUCUUGUGCCCCCCCCCCUCCCCCGGGCAGCGCUGAGGGGGAUUUUCUCUUGUACUCUGACGAGCUCCCUCUCCCGGUCCCGCCGCCGCCGCCCGGCGCUGCUGAGGAGGAGAGAAGCGGCCGAGGCUGCCGCCGCCACCGCCGGUGAGGCCGCCUCCCCACCCACCGCCCUCCACCACCCCUCCUCCUCCUCCUCCUCCCCCUUUGUCUGCACCACUCGACGACUCCGCCGCCGCCCGCCCGGGGACUGGAGGGAGCCGCUCGCGCCGCCGCUUGCCUCCGGCGUCUCGUGCCGCCGCCGCCUCCACUCUGCUGCGUCCGCCGCUCCCCCCGGCCGCAGCGGCAGCGGCGCGAGCCGGAGCGCGAGACCCCGGGCGAGCUCGCGCCCCCCACCCUGCCGCCGCUGCUGCUGUGCUGCCGCCGCCUCCUGCCCCUCGAGCCUCCCGCCGCUGGGAUCCCCCUCCUCGUUACCACGCCGGCUCUGUGCAGCCUUACGAACCAAAUCAAGAAACUAUGUUCCAACUUCCUGUCAACAACCUUGGCAGUUUAAGAAAAGCCCGGAAAACUGUGAAAAAAAUACUUAGUGACAUUGGUUUGGAAUACUGUAAAGAACAUAUAGAAGAUUUUAAACAGUUUGAACCUAAUGACUUUUAUUUGAAAAACACUACAUGGGAAGAUGUAGGAUUAUGGGACCCUUCACUUACAAAAAACCAGGACUAUCGGACAAAACCCUUUUGCUGUAGUGCUUGUCCAUUUUCCUCAAAAUUCUUUUCGGCCUACAAAAGUCACUUCCGGAAUGUUCAUAGUGAAGACUUUGAAAAUAGAAUUCUCCUUAAUUGUCCCUACUGUACUUUCAAUGCAGACAAAAAGACUUUGGAAACGCACAUUAAAAUAUUUCAUGCUCCAAAUGCCAGUGCACCGAGUGGCAGCAUCAGCACUUUUAAAGAUAAAAACAAACAUGAUAGCCUUAAACCUAAACAGGCUGACAGUGUAGAGCAAGCUGUUUAUUACUGUAAGAAGUGCACUUACCGAGACCCUCUAUACGAAGUAGUUAGAAAGCACAUUUACAGGGAACAUUUUCAGCAUGUUGCAGCACCUUACAUAGCAAAGGCAGGUGAAAAGUCACUUAAUGGUGCAGUCCCAUUAAGUUCAAAUACCCGAGAGGAGGGAAGUAUUCACUGCAAACGAUGCCUUUUUAUGCCGAAAUCCUAUGAAGCUUUAGUACAACAUGUUAUUGAAGAUCAUGAACGUAUAGGCUAUCAGGUGACAGCAAUGAUAGGGCAUACCAAUGUAGUGGUUCCAAGAUCUAAACCAUUGAUGCUAAUUGCUCCAAAACCACAGGAGAAAAAGCCUAUGGGACUCCCACAAAGAGUUGGUUCCCUUGCCUCUGGAAAUGUCCGAUCUCUUCCAUCACAGCAGAUAGUGAAUCGACUCACUAUACCAAAGCCUAAUUUAAAUUCUACAGGAGUCAAUAUGAUGUCUAAUGUCCAUCUCCAACAGAAUAAUUAUGGAGUCAAAUCAGUAGCCCAGAGUUACGGUGUUGGUCAGUCAGUAAGACUAGGUUUAAGUGGUAAUGCACCCGUUUCCAUUCCCCAGCAGUCUCAAUCAAUGAAACAGUUACUGCCGAGUGGGAACGGGAGAUCUUACGGUCUUGGUUCAGAGCAGAGGUCACAGGCACCGGCAAGAUACUCGCUACAGUCUGCCAAUUCAUCUUCUCUUUCAUCAAGCCAAUUGAAGUCACCCUCUCUCUCUCAGUCGCAGUCAGCCUCUAGAGUAUUAGGUCAGUCCAGUUCAAAACCUGCUGCUGCUGCUGCUGCUGCUGCUGCUACAGGCCCUUCUGCAGCAACCAAUACUUCAUCAACACAAAAGUGGAAAAUUUGUACAAUUUGUAAUGAGCUAUUCCCUGAAAACGUUUACAGUGUUCACUUUGAAAAGGAGCAUAAGGCGGAGAAGGUGCCUGCAGUUGCUAACUACAUAAUGAAAAUACACAAUUUCACUAGUAAAUGUCUGUAUUGUAAUCGCUAUUUGCCCACUGAUACUUUGCUUAACCACAUGUUAAUCCAUGGUCUCUCUUGUCCAUAUUGCCGUUCAACUUUUAAUGAUGUUGAAAAGAUGGCUGCUCAUAUGCGAAUGGUUCAUGUUGAUGAAGAAAUGGGACCCAAAACUGAUUCCACUUUAAGCUUUGAUUUGACAUUGCAACAGGGUAGUCACACUAACAUACAUCUACUUGUAACCACGUACAACCUGAGAGAUGCCCCAGCUGAAUCUGUAGCUUAUCAUGCCCAGAAUAAUCCCCCAGUUCCCCCAAAGCCACAGCCAAAAGUUCAGGAAAAGGCAGAUGUCCCUAUAAAAAGCUCACCUCAAGCUGCAGUACCCUAUAAAAAAGAUGUAGGUAAAACACUUUGUCCUCUAUGCUUUUCAAUCCUAAAAGGACCCAUCUCUGAUGCACUUGCACAUCAUUUACGGGAGAGGCACCAGGUUAUUCAGACGGUUCAUCCGGUUGAGAAAAAGCUCACCUACAAAUGCAUCCAUUGCCUGGGUGUGUACACUAGUAACAUGACAGCCUCAACAAUCACGCUGCAUCUGGUUCACUGCAGAGGUGUUGGAAAGACCCAAAAUGGCCAGGAUAAAACAAAUGCUCCCUCUCGGCUUAAUCAGUCACCAGGGCUGGCACCUGUAAAGCGUACUUAUGAGAACAUAGAAUUUAAUUUGCUGAAAAAGAGGAAGUUAGAUGAUGAGGUAGAUACACCCUCCAUCUUUGAAGAGAAACCUGAAGAGCCGGUUGUCUUAGCUUUAGACCCCAAGGGUCAUGAAGAUGAUUCAUAUGAAGCAAGAAAAACAUUUCUUACAAAAUAUUUCAACAAGCAGCCCUAUCCCACUAGAAGAGAAAUUGAAAAAUUGGCUGCCAGUUUAUGGUUAUGGAAGAGUGACAUUGCUUCUCAUUUCAGUAAUAAAAGGAAGAAAUGUGUCAGAGAUUGUGAAAAAUACAAACCUGGUGUGUUACUGGGUUUUAACAUGAAAGAACUAAACAAAGUUAAACAUGAGAUGGAUUUUGAUGCUGAGUGGCUAUUUGAAAAUCAUGAUGAAAAGAAUUCUAGAGUCAAUGCUAGUAAAACUGUUGACAAAAAAUUGAACCUUGGGAAGGAAGAUGACAGUUCUUCGGAUGGUUUUGAAAAUUUAGAUGAAGAAUCCAAUGGAAGUGGUAGUCCUUUUGGUGCAACUUUUGAUGUUGAACAUAAAAUUCCUAAUGAUAGCAUAGUGGAGAACCCAGAAGAAAGCAUUACCAAAAUAACUACUGGGGACACUUUAGAAUCUGAAGAUAAGAUAGACCAAAAAGAUGAGGAAGAUUCAAAAUAUGGAGAUAUUCAUUCUACAGAGGAACCAUCAAAACUAAUACAUGACGCCUCUGAUAGUGAUGUUGAUCAAGAUGAUCCUGUUGAAUGGAAAGAUGGUGCUUCUCCAUGUGAAAGUGGGCCAGGUUCUCAACAGGUGUCUGACUUUGAAGACAAUACAUGUGAAAUGAAACCUGGAGCAUGGACUGAUGAAUCAUCCCAGAGUGAAGAUGCUGGAAGCAGUAAACCAGUUGCCGAAACAAAAGGUGCAUCAGAAAGUGAUGAAGAGCAGUUGAAAUGGAAGAAUAGUUCCUAUGGAAAAGUAGAAGAAUUUUGGUCCAAGGACCAGUCACAGUGGAAAAAUGCAUCUGAAAAUGAGGAGAGUUUGUCCAACCCACAGAUGGAGUGGCAAAAUAGCACAAUUGACAGUGAGGAUGGAGAGCAGUUUGAUAAUAUGACUGAUGGUGUUGCAGAACCAAUACAUAACAGCUUAACUGGUGUGGAGCUGAGUAGCCAACAAGCAUAAACUGCCCUAUUUCCUAAGCAUUGGUGGUAGGCUGUAUUCUGUAACUAUCAGAUCUUUGCAUUUCAGUAUGACUGCUAAGCUUAAUUCAACUGGUACUGCCUUUUGAGUGCUAGGUCAACUGACUUCAGUGGUGGAUGUGUGGCCACUCCUAUUCCAGUGGUUAUUUCUGAGUAUGCUGUUGGCUAAUCUUGCUUUAGUAUCUGCUGUGGCAAGCACAGUAACUUAAUGUGAAAAACCAAUACGCUGGUGGCUCCGGAAUGCACAUGAGGAAAAGCAGAAAUUUAUUUUAUCUGCAUUCUCAACAUUUAUUUCACUCUGUAUAUGUUCAGUUGUAUGUCCUUUUAAACCAUUACCUUUAUUCACAUGGUAGUAUAGGUCCAACAUAUGAGCUACCAGUUCAAUGUGUAUAGUAGACUCUGGGGAAAAUUGAUUUUUUUUCAUGUAUUCAUUCUGAAUAGUUAAAAUAUGUAUAUUUGUACAGUCUUUUAGACCUAUUCAAGUGACGCUUAUGAUAUUGUUCUUGUGUACCCAUCAUAGAUUUGUUUCUCUUUUUUAGUGUUGCCCUGCUGUGUAAUAAACGCUGUAUCUAGUUUAUCUAGCAAAAGCUUGAACCUGCUAUAGUAUGAACUUUUGACAGACUUAGUUUUUGCACAUAAUCUUGUACAAUCUCAAACCAGAGGCCAGCAACAUUAAAAAAAAUAUAUCUGGACUCUAUUGUAUUAUAGAAUUUUCUUGUUCUGAAUAUCCUCAAAAUUACAGCCAACAAACUGGUAUUUCAGAUCCAUUUUCUGAAAUCUUUUAAGCUAAAAUCACAUGCAAGAAACAAGUUUGCAGCUAAUUUUGACACCUUUUAGAACUGUAUAAAAGUGUAUUGUGUUGAGGCAGCAAACAAACUUGAGUGCUGCAUUUUGGAUAUUUAGUUUUAUCUUUAGUUACGCACCAACAUGGUGUAUUCAUUUAUACCAUCUAAUAUAUGACACACUGUUGUAGUAUGUAUAAUUUUGUGAUCUUUAUUUCCCUUUGUAUUCAUUUUAAGCAUCUAAAUAAAUUGCUGUAUUGUGCUUAAUGUAAACAUUGGCUUUAUUACAAAUAACAGUGCUUUGUACAUUUGUACUUUGUGACAUUGGAAGCCACAGAACCAAGUUACCACAAGCAUAUGUAACUGCCAGCGCCUUGUGGAAAACCAAGGCCUGCCAUUUGUGGAAGAUGAUAUUGAUGAUCUUGCAGAUUUACAGAUUCCUGUUACAAAUCCUUCUACCACUCUUUUAUUGCUAUGAUGAAAAUCCUUGGGUUUUUAAGUUCAUUUUUUGUCAAGCAGCAAGGCUGCCUUUGUGUAAAUGUCCCUAAUAAAAAAGGGUUUGAGCACAAGUUGGGAGUAACUCAACUUGUAGACAGAA